This is a messenger RNA of Brassica rapa (field mustard), 5434 nucleotides long. Its product is annotated as putative FBD-associated F-box protein At1g05080. NCBI's taxonomy places the organism in Eukaryota, Viridiplantae, Streptophyta, Magnoliopsida, Brassicales, Brassicaceae. The record is from RefSeq and is a predicted model, not a curated record. Gene Ontology annotation, molecular function: protein binding.
UGUGCUUUCCCGUUUCGUUUCCACGCUGAGUCUCGUUUCUCGUACAAUCUUCUUUUGUUUUAGCCCCUUGGUUGCUGCCUUCUCGUUGUGAAAUGAGUGUCAUUACAGACUGUUUUAGCUCAUUGUUUGCUAUGCAAGUUAGGUGUGUUUCGUCUUCAUAUAGAUCAUUGCAUGUGUAAACAAACAUCAGUAGGUCUUGCUCCUUAAUAUCUCAUUUUAUGUUUAGAGAUUUUUAUAUCAGUUUUUUUUUCCUAAUGAUGAUGAGAAGCACUCUCUCUCUGUUAAUAGCGAAACUACAAUGCCUAGUUCAAUGAACCUACUUUGAUUGUUUUCACCACCUGCCUGAAUUUUUCGACAUUUAUCUUUAAGUACACACAAAAUCUCAGAACCAGUCCUGGUUGUGUAAUGUACCUAACAGCAAGCCAAAUGCCACCAUGAUUGGCCAUCCCAGUAUGUCAAUGCUGUAAUCAAAUCGUUAGUUCUCUUAUUACCUGAAAUAAAAGCCCCAUAGGGAGUACUAAGAACUCACCAUAUCUGAAGGAGCAACUACAUAGACUUGAGGGUUCAUUAGGUAGCAAGCAAACAGAAACCAAUAACAUAACUCACUGAAACCCUUCAUGGCUUCAUCGAUGAGCCAUUCUGAAAGGUGUGAUAUCUCACCAAACCAUGACCGCAGAGGCAAGUUAGAGUUUUGCAAAGCCUCUGAGAUUCUUGAAUGCCUUUCAUGAGAGCCCUGACCAAGCUCUGCCACAAGAAGCUCCACAGAUAUAAACUAUCUGAGCUCCAUCUAUUAAUCACCACGACAUAUUCAGCCCGACGGCUCCUCCAGCCAUUCCCCAAUCGAGUUUCAGCAUCAGUAACCAACUCAAUACAGCAUGCUAAAACAGCACGGUCGCUGCUAUAGCCGCCAUUGCAACCACUUUGGUUUGUGCCUAUAACAAUAAACGCAUGCCAAUUAGUAUAAGCUAUAAGAAGACAGUCUUCGAGCUAAACAAAGUUGAAUCUUCAAGUAACUAUUGUUACCUCACCUGCAAGAACUUGGCGUUGGCGAAGUUGACGGCGUAAGCAAAGAGCUGAGGGAUCAUCCCAGAGGGAGAAUCUUCCGGCGGCUUUAGAGACCUCAGCUGGGGACUGUCCGAGGAGACUCAAAAGUGGAGUGGCAGAAACGUAUAAAAGGCAAAUUAAGAAGAAAGGCAAAAGUGUUAAGAUGAUUCAAGAAUUUUGAAGAUAUAUAUAUUCCCAUCAUCUCUAGUUGCCUUGCUCCAUAUGCUUGCCCACAUAUCGUCGCCAGUGCACAUCCCAUCCCAAGCUUAAUAAAAAAUUUUACUUAUUCAAGUGAGUUAUAUAUACUCCUUUUAAGAAAAUUAGCAAUUUAUAUGAUGCACAUGUUAAUUAAUCGGAGGACAUAGUUUUAAUGUGAAAUAAUGGAAACUCUUUUUUUAACAAUCUCACGGUGUUGUAAGUUAACUAAAGUCAUAUCCGACCUCUUAAUUCCUUUGGUAUAUUGUGUUGUAUUCAGUUUCCUGUUCUUUAUUAUAUUUUCUAUCCGUUUCAUGUUUAAUCUUCAUACUAGAUCCGCGCGACCGCGCAGAUUUUAUUUUUGUUUCAACACAUUUCAAAUUUGUCCAAUUCUAUUUUAUAUUUAAAAAACAAUAUAAGAACUGUAUUUUGUAUUAGUAGUUUUUCAUCGGUGUAUUAGAGAUAUAACCGUGCAGUAAAAACACUAUUAUAAUAUUGACUAAUACGAUUUGGAUUGAAAUAACAGUGUAUUAUAGAUGUGCUGUACACAAAUCUAAUAGUAACCAAUACAAUUUGGAUUAACAUACAUAUCAGUGUAUUAUAAAUAUAGAUGUAAGGUGAACAUACUAAUAUAACAUUAACCAAUACGAUAUAGACUAAAAUCCCUGAAGUCUUCAUUAUAAUUCUAAUAAAAUAAUUGUAAUAAUAAGAUAGAUAAACAAACAAACGCGUCAAAAAAUAAAUUAAAAAUACUUAAUAGAUUAACCCCAUGCGGAUAUAUAAAUGUUUGUAUAAAUGUUUAGAUAUAACAUUUUUUAUUUGGUAAAAAUUUAAAUGAAACUCUACUAAUCCAAAAAAAUUAUAGUUUCAAUUUGUUUUAUUAAUAGAAUAGUAUUUUCAAUGUGUAUGCAAGAAGUUCAAUAAAUAAAGAAUAACAAUGUUUGGUUAAAAAGUUAAGUGCAAUUAAAAAAUGUUUUUGUUUUAUAUUUAUCGGCAAUCUAACUAUUAUGAUCCAGGAAGCAAAAUUUUAUUGUAUAUGCACAUGUCAAUAUCAAAUUAAUAAGCCCAUUAGUAACAAUAGUAGUUGUACAGAAAAAUGAAAAAAAAGAAUAAAAAUGGUUACCCAUUAUUUCUUUUUCUUUGUUUUAUUUUCUUCUAAAGACUUAAAAAUGUCUUUUUUUUCUAAACGUGUUUGUUCCUCUUGGAAGUCAUCAAUUCAUGUUGAAAAAGUAUCUGUAACCCGAUCAAAAUUUAGGAAUUCAGAGAACCCCAAGAUUUCUUUCUUCAUUCUCGUUAAACAGAGCAAACCCAUUAAUAGAUAUACUCGUAAAAGAUUUAUCGAUUCCUAUAUAAGAUCGGCUAUCAAUAUGCUCGAUUGAGACAUGCCAGCUUCUUACAUUCUCUGAGAUAACCAGACCAAGACGUUCGGAAUUGUAUAAUGACUGGCUAAAGACUCGUUAAUGACUUGCGGUCGACUCGACUCGUUAAUGACUCGUGGUCGACUCAACUCGCUCAUGACUCGCUGGCUCGACUCGCUAAUGACUGACUCUUGAUGCAGUGACUUGUUUUCACAGAAUUAUUGUAACAUGUGUAAAAUUAAUUUUAUUCUUAUCUAUCUUAUAGCAGGUGCGUAAGCAUGCCGAUCAAAAUAUUUGAUUGGAGAUAUUUGUUGUAUUCAUUUGACUAUAAUAAAAAGAGGGUUUGUUAUAUUUGUACUAUGAUAUGAUAUUAAUAUGAUAAUGUGAGUAUACUAUAACAAUAUAAUAGAUGUUUUGUUUAAUAGAUGUAUAAUAAUAGAAGUAUAAUCUAAAACAUAUAAUAAGAUAGAUCUUACGGUGAAGUAAAGUGAAAGGUGGUUGAUAUUGAACUGUUUAAGGAAAUAUAAGGUUAUGGUAUGAGUAAUAAAAAAAUAAUAAUAAUAAUAAUGUGAUGUCCAAUUUAAAAAUCCACCUAGAAGAAGUUGUAAUGUUUUUAUUUUAAUAAGAUAGAUAAUAUAUUUAUACUACGUAAAGAAACAUAACUCUUCAAAUUAUCAACGAGCUGAUGAAAUAGGAAAAAUAUAAAUUUCAUGUUUUCUGUUGUGAUUUCCUAAGCUAAUAAGGAGAAGAAUGGAUUGACAUAAACCGUCUGGUACUAGGAAAAAAAAACUGAUAUAAAUAAAUUGCUAGCGAUUGGCUUUUUGCAAUCUGGGAUAAACAAAGCGACACAGAAAAGCAAUAUCAAUACAAAAGAGCUAAGAGUUUUUUGGUUAAAACAUCGAUCGAUCUCUAUUAUUAGCUAGGUUUGCUCGUGAGAAAAGAUCUCAAACAUGCCUAACAAAGCUGCAACUUGUCAAGAAAUUAAAGAAAAAGUUUGUGAAGACAGGAUUAGUGCUUUACCUGAUGCUUUACUUGUGCAAAUAUUGUUGCUCCUUCCGAUUAAAGAAGCAGUAGCCACAUCGAUUCUAUCAAAACCAUGGCGUUGUAUCUGGACGUUGAUGCCUAAACUCGUUUGCAAAGAUACCAAGCAUACAAACAGUAAAAGCGUUUGGUGGUUUUUGGAACAGUCAUUGCAUCUUCACAAGGCACGUAUACUAGAACACCUAGAAGUUAAACUCGGUUCAAGAUGUCCUGGUGACGUAGAUGUCGGAAAACUGAUUUUAAACGCGGUUGAACGCUACGUUCGAUUGCUAGACUUCAAUCUAAAGUGGCCAGCAAAGCCUGUAAGCUUGCCUAAGACACUUUAUACUUGUAAAACGCUCAAGAAAUUGAUUCUCUCAAACAAGAUUCUCAUAGAGCUUCCUUUCGAAGCUUUCCUCCCCUCGCUUACUAAACUGGAGCUUAUCAAUGUGGUGUAUAAAGACGAGGGUUCACUCAUUAGGCUUUUAUCAAGUUGUCCUGUUCUGAAAACUUUGAUUGUGGUCCGAGAGAAGAAUGACAACGUGAUUAAGUUCACUGUGAAAGUGCCUUCUUUAAAUAGUUUAGUUUAUGUUAAUGAUAAUGAUGACGAUGGAGUAUGUGGUUGUGGUUAUGGUAGGGGCUCUUUGAUUAUAGAUUCCCCACAGUUGAAGUAUCUUUGCGUCAAUGACUUUUCUGAAGAUGGUUGCUCGAUAGAGAGUAUGAGUCCUAACCUUACCAUGGCCAGAGUAGACGUUGGUUCUCCCCCUAAUGAAAAUUUCUUGACAUAUCUUUCUUCUGUCAAGUUUCUCCAUAUGACUUGGAUCGAUGAAACGGAAGUUUUCUGUAGCUGCGUCAACUACUCUCAGCUAAUAGAGUGUAUACUACGUCCAUGUCGCGCAGAGUAUUGGGUAGAAUCAGUGAAGCUGUUGCUUGACAACUCUCCUAAUCUUAAAGUUCUUAUGAUCGACACUAAGGACAUAGGUGAAUCCGCUGAUGUCCCUCGUUGGAGCGAUGUUCCAGCGUGUUUGUCGUCUCAGCUCGAGAUUUUGGAAUGGAAAAAAUAUGGAGGGACGAGAGACGAGAAGCAGCUAUUGGAGUAUAUCCUUGCAAGCUCCAAGUGUUUGAAGAGAGCAGGAAUCUCCAUGAGGUAUAGCAAGGACUGCAAUGAUAAAAUGAAAAAGAAGUUGAGGAAAGAGUUAAAGGCCAUGCCUAGGGCUUCAGUAUCUUCUGAGCUUUUGUUUCCUGCUAAAAUUAAAUGGAGAUCAUCAGUGGCACAACAUUGUCUUUUUGAUUUGUAAUAGUUUUACAUUCGAUUACAUUGGUUGUCUAGACUAGACAAGUGUUUGUGACUUUAAUUUUGGUUCGUUAUCUUUCUUUCUUUUUUUUUUUUAAUUGAUUUUUGCAGUGACAUUUAGUCUGGUUUUCAACAAAAGUCUUUCACUUCUUCAGUUCAGCUCAAGAAAAUAUUCCAUAUUCUUAUCUUCAAUUUAACUGCAUAAUCUCAAAUAUGUAUACCUUACCACAAAAAGAAAAGGUACGAUUUUAUAUCAAUUUGCAAUUUUUUUUAGUAGAGGCAGAAAGAGAGUUUAUAUUAGAUAGAGAAGAGAGUGUACUACAGAGAUUUUAGCUUUUUAAAGAGUGUAGCAGAAACACAAUAGUUGUUCCCUCAUUAUAUAACAAGAAGAAAGAAGUAAUCACAUUCUGGAAUAACCAAAGCUAUUCUCAUACUGAGUCAUGAACUCGUCGUUGAACUUCUUGAAACUGUCCAUGAUCUCUGGCAUCUCUUCUUCCGCAGGCAAGAUUGUUGUCCUCAGAUG